AUGAUUUUUGCUUUGCAGGUCCUCGACUUCCUUGGUAUAGACCGUAUACCAGCACAACAUAUUUUGAAACGAUGGACAAAGGACGCACGAGAUGUUCUACCAAAUCAUCUAUCACACCUCCAGAAGGACAGCAUUUCUCUGAACUCAAUUACAUUCAGGCACUCAAACUUGUACACUCAUGCUCUCGAAGUUGUGCGCUUGGGUGAUUCCAACACAGAAGCAUACAAGUGUGCCAUGGAUAUCCUAAAGAAAGCAAUGGACACAUUGACUCCAAUAGCAGCCUUGCAGGAUGGUAUGGGCUUGGAAGCAAGAAUUGAGACACAAAAAAUAAAACAAAAAGAUUUGGUUCCCCUGUCUGUCCCCUACAACACAGCGUGCAGUGAUGCUGAAGGAAGUGCAGUUGGUAAUUUCAGUGGCCUCAGAGCUCCAGAACACAAAUGGAAACCAGGGCGACCAACCACCAGCAGGGACAAACCUCCAUACGACGACCGGAGUGCAAAGAAUAAGUCACACACUCCUAAUGUGCAUGCUGCGAAUGAUUGUGGCACAAGUAAGCGAACUCGCUUCUGUAGUAUAUGCCGGGAACCAGGGCACAAGAGCCCCACAUGCCCGAAGAGAGGUGACAUGCCUCACAAAGAGAGGAAAGAAGCAAAAUGCUCAAAUUGUGGGGUUGGUGGCCACAGGAAGAAUACUUGCAACAAGACUAAGGUCAUCCUGCAUGUUGUUCCAUCUACUGGAUUCGGCCCAAGCACCAUUUGUGAAUGA
This is a messenger RNA of Triticum turgidum subsp. durum (durum wheat), 765 nucleotides long. NCBI's taxonomy places the organism in Eukaryota, Viridiplantae, Streptophyta, Magnoliopsida, Poales, Poaceae. The record is from the annotation of a GenBank genome assembly.